Phytophthora infestans T30-4 is the source of this 1436-nucleotide messenger RNA. RefSeq names its product ornithine aminotransferase, mitochondrial precursor. Lineage: Eukaryota; Oomycota; Peronosporomycetes; Peronosporales; Peronosporaceae. Gene Ontology annotation, cellular component: cytoplasm. The coding region runs from base 34 to 1332 and encodes 432 amino acids. The record is from RefSeq and is a predicted model, not a curated record. Gene Ontology annotation, molecular function: L-ornithine transaminase activity; pyridoxal phosphate binding; identical protein binding. The transcript is spliced from 3 exons.
CACAGCUCAAGUCUCAAGCCAGUCUCCGCAGCAAUGAAGGCCGUCACCAGCAUGCAGAAGCUCCGUCCUGCCGCCUCCAAACUACGCAAUCAGUCAACACGCAACGUGUGGACCGCCCAGCAGUACAUUGACCGCGAAGAAAAGUGUGGCGCGCACAACUACCACCCGCUGCCUGUGGUGCUAAACAAAGGCCGUGGGUGCAAGGUCUGGGACGUGGAAGGCAAGGAAUACUACGACUUCCUGAGCGCUUACUCGGCCGUAAACCAGGGUCACUGCCACCCCAAGCUCGUCAAGGCUUUGACGGAGCAGGCGCAGACGCUCACUCUGACCUCUCGCGCCUUCUACAACGAUGUAUUGGGUGAGUACCAAGAGUACAUGACCAACCUCCUGGGCUUCGACCGUAUUCUACCCAUGAACACGGGCGUGGAAGGCGGUGAGACAGCUGUCAAGCUCGCCCGUCGCUGGGCCUACGACGUUAAGGGCGUCCCUGAGAACCAGGCCAAGGUCAUCUUCGCUAAGAACAACUUCUGGGGUCGUACAUUGAGCGCUGUGUCGGCUUCUAAUGACAAGGAGGCCUACGGAGGCUACGGACCUUUCAUGCCUGGCUUCGCUAGCAUCCCGUACAACGAUGCUGAUGCACUUGAAGAGGUUUUCAAGAAGGAGGGCAAGAACAUCGCUGCCUUCAUGGUGGAGCCCAUCCAGGGCGAGGCUGGUGUCGUUGUGCCUGACGAUGGAUACCUCAAGCGUGUACGUGACUUGUGUACAAAGUACAACGUGCUGUGGAUCGCCGAUGAGGUGCAGACUGGACUGGCACGUACCGGUAAGAUGCUGGCAGUGGACUACGAAGGCGUCAAGCCCGACAUCGUGAUUCUGGGCAAGGCUCUUUCUGGUGGCAUGUAUCCUGUCUCGGCUGUGUUGACGAGCCACGAGGUCAUGCUCACGAUCAAGCCUGGUCAGCACGGCUCCACGUACGGCGGCAAUCCACUGGGCUGUAAGGUGGCUAUGGCGGCUAUGCAGGUGAUUCAGGAGGAAAAACUGGCUGAAAAUGCAUUCAAGCUCGGCAACAAGUUUCGCAGCGAGAUGCAGAACUUCCAAUCGAGUUUGCUUCAAGGUGUGCGUGGUCGUGGUCUGCUGAACGCGAUCAUCAUCAAUGAGCAUCCAAACCAGCCGGACGCGCUGCAGCUCUGCAUGAACUUGGUCAAGAAGGGGCUUCUGGCCAAGCCCACGCACGGCAACAUCAUCCGACUGGCACCUCCACUUGUCAUGACCGAGAAGCAGCUUGACGAGUGCACAUCGAUCAUCAAGGAGGUGCUCACGGAAGCCGAGAAGUAAACGGAACUUGAUUACCAGGCGCACUCCAACAUCCUUGUGGCGACAGACAGGCUACACAGGCUAGACCCUUUGAUUUUUUUAAUACAAAUAUUUUCGAACACAAA